AUGUCUGGUGGAAGUGAGUUCCAGAGUUGGGCGGCUGAAAGCUCUACUCCCCAUGGUGGUGAGACGGGCAGAGGACACAGUGAGUUGGAUGGAGGAGGAGGACCUGAGGCAGCAGGAGGAGGCGGCUACGUGGACGAGAUCAGAGAGACGGGGUGUGCCGUCCUCCCCGGCUCCAGCCCAAACUUGGCACAGAGCAAUCAAAACAAGAGGAGUGCAUCCUCGUACACAGCUCUGCCCACCAUGCGUCUCCUGUCCCACCUAUAUCAGAGUCAUUUCUCUGUGGACUCGCCCUGGGAGACGCUCAGCACAUGUGAAGCUCCUCUUCCUGACACCACAAGCCCGCUGUUUGAGCACCAGCCCUUCUUUGUGACGUGGAACAUCCCCGAUCAGGUGUGUAGGAAGCACAACAUCUCACUGGACACAUCCCCCUUUUAUGGAGUGAGCACACCUGCAAAGGUCCCAGAUCAGUUUCUGACCCUGUUCUACACAGACCGCCUGGGUCUUUACCCACAUGUAGACUUCAAAAGCAGAAAACUGCUUAACGGUGGGAUUCCACAGAGGGGUAACCUGAAAGCCAGUACGAUCAAAGCUAAGGCGGAUAUUAACUACUACAUCCCAUCCAAGAUACGUCCUGGCUUGGCUGUGAUAGACUGGGAAGAAUGGCGCCCUCUGUGGGACAGAAACUGGGGCACUAAGAGAAUCUACCAAACUUUAUCAGUGGCUCUUGUGAUGCAGAAAAACCUCUCUCUGACAGAGGAGGAGGCCACAGAAAUAGCCAAACAACAGUUCCAGGUGGCAGCAAAGAAUUUCAUGUUGGGGGUGUUAACACUGGGCAGAGCAAUGAGGCCAAAUUAUCUGUGGGGCUUCUACCUCUUUCCUAACUGCUACAACCAUGGCUGGGAACAUCCAGACUACACAGGACAAUGCUCUGAGGAGGUCAAGAAGCAGAAUGAUGAGCUGCUCUGGCUGUGGGAGUCCAGCACGGCUCUCUUCCCCUCUGUCUACCUGCAGGUUUCUCUAGCAGACAAUCCCAAAGCCAGCCUGAUGGUGAGAAACCGUGUCCAGGAAUCUUUGAGAGUAGCAGCCCAGCCCAGAAGGAGUGCCACUGCACCCGUGUUUGUCUACAUGAGACCUGUCUUUGUCGACCACCAUAGGCGCUUCCUCAGCCAGGUAGACUUGGUCAGAACCAUUGGUGAGAGUGCAGCAGUGGGGGCCUCUGGAGCGGUGAUGUGGGGGGCCAGCGCUGACUUCAAUGACCAGAACUCUUGUGAAGCGCUCUCAUCCUACCUCUCCUCCACCCUCAACCCCUACAUCACUAACGUGACUUUGGCCGCUCAGCUCUGCAGCAACUUCCUGUGCCGAGGGAAUGGCCGCUGUGUCCGCAAAAACUACAAUUCAAACUACUACCUCCACCUAAAUCCAGAGAACUUCAAGGUCUUAUAUGUGCAGAAUCGCUACCUGGUCCUUGGGAGACCCACCUUGACGGACCUUAAGAUUUUUAGCAAGCGGUUUACCUGUCAAUGCUAUGAAGGACUCAACUGCUCUCCCAGGACAUACAAAGAGCUAGCCAAGGCUCUGAAGUUCAGUGUGAAGCAGUGGCUGCACCUUAAGGCUCACACUCUGAAUAAAGCCAUGAUGGAGGACACACCGCAAGCCAGUUUAACCAAAGCAAAAAGGAAAUUUAAAGUUUUGGUCUGA
Cheilinus undulatus (humphead wrasse) is the source of this 1698-nucleotide messenger RNA. RefSeq names its product hyaluronidase PH-20-like. Gene Ontology annotation, cellular component: acrosomal vesicle. Lineage: Eukaryota; Metazoa; Chordata; Actinopteri; Labriformes; Labridae. Gene Ontology annotation, biological process: carbohydrate metabolic process; hyaluronan catabolic process. The transcript has 9 exons. Bases 1 to 1698 code for a protein of 565 amino acids. Gene Ontology annotation, molecular function: hyalurononglucosaminidase activity. The record is from RefSeq and is a predicted model, not a curated record.